AUGAGGCUCCCCUGGGAACUCGUCACGGCGGUGUUUGCCGAGGCCGACACUGCCACCAAGUGCCGCUUGGCUCAGGCCCUUCCGCCGUUGCGCUCGGUACCCCUUGACUACCACUACAUUUGCGGCGGCGAUAACGCCCCGGUGCUAAACUUGUUCCACCACGUCCACUGCCACGUCAGCAUUGCCGGCUACGACCAGCUCUACCUCCGAGACCUCGACCACGACCACGUCGAGCUGCUCGCGGUGGAAGUGGGCAACCAGCCGCGGCGGUACUACUUUGAUGACGUCGCCUUUAAGGUGGUGGAGUUCACGAUGGUGGCGUCGCCGCCACCGCCCCAGCUCCACGAAAUCGUCCCUUAUUCACAGUUUAGUAGUCUACACACGCUACGGGUGCUCAAUGGCUACCCCUGGACGUGUAACCGCCGCUGUCGGGUGAUUGUCGAUUUGGGAAGCCAUGGCGCAUUAACGACGUUAGAGUUGGCCCAGGUGGACAUCGCCCUCCGCACGCUACCGCCAACACUUACCGAGCUUACCGUAAGGUUCUCGACGCUUGUGGAGCCGCCGACCGCUGUACCACCCACGACCCUCGAACUGCUAUCGGUGGUCCACUGUCCCGAUGGCCACGAACGCGGACGGUGGUACGCUCAAAGCAUCGAUGCCAGUCGCCAUACGCUUAAGAGUAUCAAGUACUCGCAGCCGGUAUCGCCCGAACUCGGCCUAGUGUUGGCUAAAGGCGAAUUCCCCCACCUUACCUCGGUGGAUAUCCCUGAUUGUCCUGACCAAUUACUCUGGCAACCGAUCCCGUCGGUAACGCGGCUUACCCUCAACUGUAACCACGGCCAGGUGUACUACUACCUCACCCGGUUGGAAUUGACGAAGUUUUGGUGGAAUCUGGAGGUGCCUGAGUGUCCCCAUCUCGUCGAGUUUAAGGCGGCGAAAGUGUUUAUUGACGACGAUGUCGCAAUGCUACCCCUCCCCAAGGUGACUGUGUUUGAUAUGCUGUGGAUGAUGGCCGGUAGUGCCCCGUUUCUGUGGGAUUUAGUCCAUCUUCCGCGCCAUCUCCGGCGGCUACGGCUCCGCUCCAUGCGAUUGAGGCAGUUUCCUAUGGACAAAUUCGACCACAUCGGUUCGAUUGACAUGUCGGACAACUUGCUCGAGGAGAUUGGCGAUAUUGACGCCUCAGAGAUCAAUAUCGAGCGCAAUCCGCUUAGUCGGCUAACCCUUUCUACAGCGCAAAAAGUGGUGGUGGACAACGUCACGACAGCAACAUUCUCCCCACAAUUAACGUCAUUGCUGAUUGACGUCACCAAGCUUUCGUCGUGGCAGUCGCUUGCGGGAGUCACGAAUCUUCACCACCUCCAUUUGCGGUGUGGCAGUGCUAAAUGGUCAACUAUCGACGUCAAACUGUUCUCGCGACCGUCACAGGCGAGUCUGCCAUCACGGCUUGCCGCUACACUACCUCAAACUCUUGAACUGCUCCAUAUUGAAGCUGAAGCCGUUGAUGAUCGCCAGCUCCAAUUUGAACCUGGGUGCCAAUUGAGCGAAUUGCGGAUGCAAUGCGACGAGUUUGGCCGGUUCCCGCUCCCACCCCACGUCCAAAAGCUUCACGUCGAGUGUGGUGUGUUUCGUCUUCGUCCUGAUUACCCUAGGGGACUCACUCAGCUCUCUAUCUCGACAUGGUUCGACCGUGCUGGACCCAGAAUUAUCGGCGAUAACCCCCAAAUCUUCUUUGCCCAGUUUCACCAGCUACAAAGCCUCAUUCUCAGAGGGUGCAAUAUCGAAAUGGCCGACUCGCCGUUGGUAUUACCGGCUACUCUCCACCAACUACGCAUCGAGGCAUUCCAGGUACAAGCGGUGCGGCUCCAGUUUGACCCACCAGGACCGACGGAACUACAGUCACUCACCAUCCGCAACUGCUACAUCGAAGUGCCGGUGCGUAAGUGCAGCUUAAACUUUGCUGAUUUGGGCCACAACCAGCGGAGCCAACACGCUAAGUUGACUCACUUCGAUACCGACGAGAUCCCCGAGGGAGAGUUUCCCGAGCUGUUGGUAGCCGUCCACAGCGGCUAUGGUCGCCACGCCGAUUACUUGAACCCUCGAUACAUCGGUCGGGGAUAG
Molecule: messenger RNA, 2118 nt
Organism: Diutina rugosa
Lineage: Eukaryota; Fungi; Ascomycota; Pichiomycetes; Serinales; Debaryomycetaceae
Exons: 1
Coding region: 1-2118 (705 amino acids)
Source: RefSeq, a predicted model, not a curated record